Syngnathus typhle (broad-nosed pipefish) is the source of this 2463-nucleotide messenger RNA. It is a transcript of the gene gal3st4, whose product is annotated as galactose-3-O-sulfotransferase 4. Bases 143 to 1636 code for a protein of 497 amino acids. NCBI's taxonomy places the organism in Eukaryota, Metazoa, Chordata, Actinopteri, Syngnathiformes, Syngnathidae. The record is from RefSeq and is a predicted model, not a curated record. Gene Ontology annotation, molecular function: galactosylceramide sulfotransferase activity. Gene Ontology annotation, biological process: glycolipid biosynthetic process. Gene Ontology annotation, cellular component: membrane. The transcript is spliced from 4 exons.
AUAAACGUAUGUUUAGCCGCUAACGGGAUACUGCACAGCCAAAUAUUUCUUUGUGCGUUCUGGAGAUGAACUUUAACUGGCUGCCAUAUGCAGAUGAGGACUUGACUGCAGGCUACAUCAGCAAAAAAAUUCCAAGACCAGGAUGCUGCGAGGGCUGGUGCGCGGCUGGCUGGGGCCGCGCUGGAUGUGGAAAGCUUUGCUGCUCUUCGUGGCCAUCGCUUUUGCCGGACAACUGCUGGGAAUUAUCUUCAGCAAGAGCAGCACCCAGCCAGCCGCUCGCUCCAUUUUCUCGUCCCCUGACGCCCAAGGUCCGUCUCUGGGCUCCUGUCGGCCCCACACCCACAUCAUGUUCCUCAAGACCCACAAGACGGCGAGCAGCACUGUGCUCAACAUGCUCUACCGUUUCGGGGAAGAGCGCGGCCUGCGUUUCGCCCUGCCGCUGGGCUACCAGCUGGGCUACCCGCUGCCCUUCAAUGCCCACAGGGUCAAAGGCUACAGGGGCCCUCGAGUUGUCGAAUUCCACAUCAUGGCCAAUCACAUGAGAUUUCAUAAAACGGAGGUGGAGAAGGUGAUGCCUGCAGACACCUUCUACUUCUCCAUCAUCAGGGACCCGGUGGCAUUGGCCGAGUCGUCCUUCGCUUAUUACAAAGAAGUGGCGCCAGCCUUCCGGAAAGCCAAAGGCUUGGGUGACUUUGCCGACGAUCCCGGCAAGUAUUACGAACCCCGCGCCCGCAACAACCACUACGCCCGCAACUUGCUGUGGUUCGACUUCGGCAUGGACAACAACGCCAACUUCUCGGCGGUUCUGGCUCGCCACGGCGAGGCCGUGGUGCGCCAGACCUUUAAACUGGUCCUGGUGUCCGAGUUCUUCGAUCAGUCCAUGAUACUCCUGCGGCACGCGCUGUGCUGGCCUCUGGACGCCGUUGUGUCGUUCAGCCUCAACGCGCGGCAGCAGAAGCAGGACGGCGCAGGCGGCGGUGUUUUGGCCGACAGCUGGUCGGAAAAAGUUCGAGGUGGGCGCUCGCCGGCCAAAGCGCCGCCCAAUCUGGUCCUCACAGAGCAGCAGCGGGAGAAGCUGCGCCAGUGGAACGCCUUGGACUGGCACUUGUAUCAAGCCUUCAACCGGACCUUCUGGCGGGAAGUGGCCGCGUUCGGCAAGGCCCGGAUGGAGCGAGAAGUGGCUCUCCUCCGGAGCCGGCGGGAAGCCCUCGCCGGGGUCUGCCUGCGGGACGGCGGAAAGCCCGUGGAGGCCCACCGCAUCCGAGACAAAACCAUCAGGCCCUUCCAGAUUGGCUUGGUGAAGAUCCUGGGCUACGAGCUGCAGCCGGGGCUGGACAACGGCACCAGGACUGCCUGUUUGAGGAUGAUCCGGCCCGAGAUCCAGUACAAAGACGCGCUGGACGCCAAACAGUUCCCGCAGGCACAGUCGCUGCACGCCCCGCCGGGGCAGCAGAGCCCCAUGUUAGCCUCUGAUAGGUCUUUUUUCAAACAAGACCCAUCCCGGACCGGGGAAAAGGGACGGGACCCGGGAGGGAGGACAGGGGAUGAGGAGCCGCGGGAUUGGGACGGAAGUCGCUUACUGAGCCGCAACCGAAACGAGUCCGUAGUGAGGAGGAGGAAGCGGCCAGCGAUUUAAGUGGGCUGAGCUUGAACAAAAAGUUUCCAUUGUAAUUCCACUUUCCCAACUUUUGUUUGUCAAUGCUUCCAACUGCAAGACUGUUGUCUUUAACGAAAGGACAUAGGGACAAGUGCAUUAAGGCCACAAGGAAAAAGAAAUGAGAAAAAUAAGAAAAUGGAAAAAAAAAAACAAGUUCAAGAAGUUGCGGUGUCGCCAAAAAAUGAGGUCGUAUUGCAAGAAAAAGAAAGUUACCAGUCAACGUUGAUUAUUAUAUGUGAAUAAAGUUAAGGUACUGCAAGAAAAGAGUCUUAAAAGUUAUCAGGAAUAAUGUCCCACUCUCACAUGGAACGCACCAGAAAAAGCAUUAUUUAGAAAGGUACUUUGUCAGACUGGAAUAAUGAAGUACAUUUACUGUGUUGCACAACAAUGGCUACGAGAAUGUAGUCGCUGUAAAGCAAGGUGAACGACAGGAACAUUCAUGUAUGUUGUGGGAAUAUUUGAAGAAUCAUCACGCUUUUAAUUAAUCAAUUUAUGACAAUAAGACAGCUGAAGCCUUUUGCUCAUUACCACGAGACAUUUUUAGGAAUCCUCUCAAGAAAUACAUACCAAAUUUUCCCAAAUAGUAAGCGACCCUCCCCCCCCCCCCGUUUUUUUAGACACCGUGCCUCAAUUAAUUCAAAUGAGCAAAUAAGCACCCUUUUUAAUUAUUUAUUAAAGUAUUAUUUUAUUGCUGAGUAUUUAUUUGUACAGUCUGAUGUUCAAUAUUCUAAUAAUGCUUACAAAUGAAGGCCUUCUCUUUCAUAAACACCCAGUACUCCGCACUAAAUAAACAUCCUUAGUCACCA